This is a messenger RNA of Episyrphus balteatus (marmalade hoverfly), 957 nucleotides long. Its product is annotated as larval cuticle protein A3A-like. The transcript has 2 exons. The record is from RefSeq and is a predicted model, not a curated record. Gene Ontology annotation, cellular component: extracellular matrix. Bases 196 to 897 code for a protein of 233 amino acids. NCBI's taxonomy places the organism in Eukaryota, Metazoa, Arthropoda, Insecta, Diptera, Syrphidae.
CUUUUAUCACUUCAUUUGGCAUUUGCACGGAAAAUUGCUUCGCAAAGAGUGACCUUGCACUUAAAACGUUCUUUUUGCUCAAACGAAAAUAUACAAAACAAACCAAAAAAAAAACCCACGUUGCCACAAAAACCAUGUGGACAUGUGCUGUUGGUGUGGCACUCAAAUUUGGGGUAGGAUUUGAUCCGAUUCGAAAUGAAUAUCGCAUUUCUUUGGUAUAAAAGCAUUGGAAUAGUCCAAUUAAAAUCAGUACGAACUCACAGUUCAAUCAACACAAUCAAUCCAUUAUCAACUCAAAAACACUUAUCCAAACCUAAUAUGGCAUUCAAGUUUGUUGCUUUUUUCGCUUGCAUCGCUGUUGCUAGCGCCGGACUCAUUCCUGCUGCUGCUCCACUUGCUGCUGUUGCCCAACCACUCUUGGCCAGGGCUGAGCCCUAUGACCCUCUGCCACAGUACAGUUAUGGAUACGAUGUGCAAGAUGCUCUUUCCGGUGACAGCAAGAACCAAGUGGAGACUCGUGAUGGAGACGUUGUUCGUGGUCAAUACUCAUUGAACGAUGCUGAUGGUUACAGACGUAUUGUGGACUAUUCUGCCGAUUCAAUCAAUGGAUUCAAUGCUGUUGUUCGUCGUGAACCACUCGGUGUUGCUCUUAAGGCUGUUGCUGCUGCCCCAGCUCCUCUUGCCUAUGCUGCUGCUGCUCCUGCUUUGAUCAAAGCCGCCCCAGCUCCACUCGCUUAUGCUGCCGCUCCAGCUCCAUUGGCAUACGCUCACUCCCCAGCAUUGAUCAAUGCAGCUCCAGCUCCUCUUGCUUAUGCUUCCAGCCCAGCUGUAUACAGCUCAGGACCAGCGAUAGUGAAGACAAGCUUUGCGUCACCUCUCAUCUCGUACGCAUACUAAGUGCCAAAUAUUUAGUCUGAUAACUGAUAAUGGAUAAUAAAUUAAUUAACUUAAAAAAAA